Molecule: messenger RNA, 600 nt
Organism: Anopheles marshallii
Lineage: Eukaryota; Metazoa; Arthropoda; Insecta; Diptera; Culicidae
Exons: 2
Coding region: 1-600 (199 amino acids)
Source: RefSeq, a predicted model, not a curated record
AUGCAGCGACCAGUUGCAUUGCACCUGGUGAUGGAGUACUACACGCGGGUAUUGAUGCUGGUGCUGUUGCAUCCGGCUUGCUCGAUUGUUACACCGCACCAGCAAGUGCAGGAAUGUGCGGUAGACACCGCAUUCGCCGUUCCCAACUUUAAGGCAAACUGGUUCAAGGCGGUGGAGUACUGUCACUAUUUGGGACGGUCGCUGGUGACGAUAGCGACGGAACAGAAGCAGCAAGCCAUCGACCGGCUGUUGGACGAUGCGGGCCACUAUGCGCGCGACCAGCCAUACUGGUGCGGUGCGAACGAUCUGGCGGACGGGGACAACUUCCACUGGCAUCUGACGGGCCGUCCCGUCACCACCGGAUGGACCAACUGGCGCGACGAGCUGCACCGCCGGGAGCAGGCGGCCGAGAUGGAUGCGUUCAAGGUCCGGUGCGUUACGAUGUCACGCACCGCGGACGAUGUGGAGGAGCUGCAGCAACGGCAGGUGCUACCGCCGUCCGCAUCACCGACACCAGCAGCCUUCUCGUGGAUCUGGACGGUGGCCAACUGCUGGAAGGAGCAGUACUUCAUCUGCGAACGUACCGGCGGCUGCCGGUGA